AUGGGGGAGCAAUUCCCUCCCAGUUUCCAGGCCCUGGCGUUUUUGCCUGUAAAGGUUACGGUUAAUGGAAGUGACAUGGUUCUUUAUCUUUCCAGAUUCUUCUUAAAAUUUUUUCUCAAGUGCAAUCAGAAUUGCUUGAAAACAGCAGGAAACCCAAGAGAUAUGAGACGGUUCCAGGUUGUGCUAUCAACAACAGUGAAUGUUGACGGGCACGUACUGGCAGUGUCUGACAACAUGUUUGUUCACAACAACUCCAAGCAUGGACGGAGAGCAAGGAGACUUGACCCCUCAGAAGGUAGGAUUCUCAUGUUUUUGGAGCACUCCACGCCGUGCAUCAAAGCGAUCAGCCCAAGUGAAGGCUGGACUACAGGGGGAGCAAUGGUGAUCAUUAUUGGAGACAACUUCUUUGAUGGGCUGCAAGUUGUAUUUGGAACCAUGCUUGUAUGGAGCGAGCUUAUCACACCUCAUGCCAUUCGAGUUCAGACACCUCCACGUCACAUUCCCGGAGUGGUUGAAGUGACAUUAUCGUACAAAUCCAAACAGUUUUGCAAAGGCGCACCGGGCAGGUUUAUUUACACAGCUUUAAAUGAACCUACCAUAGAUUAUGGUUUCCAAAGACUGCAGAAGGUCAUCCCAAGACAUCCUGGUGACCCCGAAAGAUUAGCUAAG
Molecule: messenger RNA, 669 nt
Organism: Leptosomus discolor (cuckoo roller)
Lineage: Eukaryota; Metazoa; Chordata; Aves; Leptosomiformes; Leptosomidae
Source: RefSeq, a predicted model, not a curated record